CGGCUCUCCUUCUGUGCCGGCAGGUGAUGGGAGCAUGACUGAAAAUGAGGGGGAUCUCCAGCCAGAUGGGCCGGAGGCGGCCGAACCCCGCGGGGCCAUUUCAGACUUUUUCAUGAGGGAAGCUUCUUCUCCGGGCUGCGACCAGGAAUUGUCCCGUCCGAGGCCAGACCUUCUCCCUCCAGGGACAGGGCCGGAGAAGACCUCUCGCUGCGGCUUCCGAAAGCGUAAGGAGACGGUGGUGCACCAGCGAGCGUUCAUGGGAGAGAAGCCCUACAUCUGCAUCGAGUGCGGGCAGAGCUUCAACCGCAGCUCCGACCUGAUCCGCCACCAGAGGAUCCACACCGGGGAGAAGCCGUACAUGUGCGCUGACUGCGGCAAGAGCUUCAGCCGCCGCUCCCACCUCAUCCAGCACCAGCGCGUCCACACGGGUGAGCGGCCGUACCAAUGCAAGGACUGCGGGAAGAGCUUCAGCCAGAGCACCCACCUGGUGCAGCACCAGCGCAACCACACUGGCGAGAGGCCUUAUGUCUGUGCCAAGUGUGGCAGGAACUUCUACCAGAACUCGGGCCUGCUCCGCCACGCCAACUUUCACACGGGCGAGAAACCCUACAAGUGCCCCCAGUGCGGGAAGCGCUUCAGCGACAGCUCCAACCUCAUUGCCCACCAGCGGCUCCACACGGGCGAGAAGCCCUACAAGUGUGCUGACUGCAACAAGUGCUUCAGUGAGAGCUCUAAGCUGGUCAUCCACCGGCGCGUCCACACGGGCGAGAAGCCAUACUUGUGCCCUGACUGCGGGAAGAGUUUCAGCCAGCGCUCGCACCUUGUCCAGCACCGUCGCACUCACACUGGGGAGAAGCCCUACAAGUGUGCCGACUGCGGGACCUGCUUCAGUGACAACUCUACCCUCAUCCGUCAUCGUCGUACCCACACUGGGGAGAAACCUUUCAAGUGCUCACAUUGUGGGAAGAGCUUCAGUCGCAACUCCUACUUAGUCUCACACCAGCGGGUGCAUGUGUGGUAGGCAGCGUCGCUAGGUGUGACCUGGGGGUGGUCUAGGAUGCAGCUUCUGACCCCGGCCUGUCCAAAAUGUGCCUAAGGGACAAGGGGGUGGACAAGGGUGUGACUACACCAGAGCCCCUGGGUUAUAGGCAGCUGGCCAGAGUAAUUCCUGUGGCCCACGUUGCCCUUUUCAGUCACCUCCUCCGCCUGACACAUCUCGGGCAUGGACAGAAAGCGAGCAGUGGUUGCGGUGGGUAGUUCUGCAGCCCUGGCAUCCUCUUUCCCAGGUACUAGAAUCGGAUGCCAUCUGCCGUGUGGCCAAGGUGCGGAUGUUUUCUCCCACCUCCCCGUGAGAGAUGUCUGCCGGGGAGCCUGAUGAGAGAACGCACAAGGUCAGGUCACCUGAUGAGAGGCUGCUUGGUCAUGCAACAUAUGCACAUGUGGUCACGUCAGGGGAAAUAAGAUGGGAGAUGAGGUCCUUAAGGGCCUGUGUUCCACCUGCAGCUGAAAUGUUGUGACCGAUAUAAUAUUGCACAGUCUAUGGAAGCUCACCAUGCUUGUGGUCUAAGCCAGCUUUGUGUCUCAUACAGCGGUCAGGAAGGUCAAAGCUAAGUAAGUCCUGCUGAGAAGCUGGAGGCUCCGCAUUAUGCCGCCACAGUGUGCGGGCCAACUUGAAGCACAGGCAAAGACCGCUUGAGUCUGCUUGUAAAAGGAAUGUGUAGGCAUACCCUGAACCAGAGAGGGAAGGCAUGCCUGCAAAGGUUUUCUGCAAAUGCUGUGUGGAUGGUAGGAACAAGGGAGCUGCAGGAUAGGGGCACAGCCUGUUCUGGAAUCUCAGAACUGGAAUUUAAUUGCUUUGUGGGCAGCACAAACUGGCGAACCAAAUUCAGAAGACUGAGGUAUGGGCAUGUGCAAAAAGUCAAGAACCAGAAGGUUUACUUUCACAGCAGCUAGCUCACUGGCGUCUCUACCAGCUGUCUCCUCCCUCAGGAUCAUAGUGGGAGACUACUGGAAAAAAGCAGAAGAGUGUCCUCCUGAGCAUCACAGUUUCUUGGCCCCUGGCAGGACCAGAUUUG
Haliaeetus leucocephalus (bald eagle) is the source of this 2075-nucleotide messenger RNA. RefSeq names its product zinc finger protein 239-like. NCBI's taxonomy places the organism in Eukaryota, Metazoa, Chordata, Aves, Accipitriformes, Accipitridae. The coding region runs from base 35 to 1021 and encodes 328 amino acids. The transcript is spliced from 3 exons. Gene Ontology annotation, cellular component: nucleus. Gene Ontology annotation, biological process: regulation of transcription by RNA polymerase II. The record is from RefSeq and is a predicted model, not a curated record. Gene Ontology annotation, molecular function: RNA polymerase II transcription regulatory region sequence-specific DNA binding; DNA-binding transcription factor activity, RNA polymerase II-specific.